GAGUUUCGAAAUAUGCCUCAGCUCCUGAGAAGUGUCCUCUGUGUGAUUGAGAUGUUCUACAAAUAUGCCAGGGAAGACGGUGACAGGAUGAUGUUGACUGGCAGAGAGCUGAAACGGCUCUUCCAGGAUGAGUUUGGGGACAUCCUUCAGCCACACAUCAUUCAAGCUGUGGAGAAAAACGUGAACCUUCUGGAUAUCAGCAGUGAUGAUGCCAUCAGUUUUGAUGAUUUUGUGCUUGCAAUCUGCAACUUGAUGAACUACUGUUAUCUUGACAUACAAUCAUCAUUAAAUUCAGAACCAAGACAGGUAUCUAAAUCAGAGAAGGAAAAGGCAGAUGAUGUGGAUCCUCAGGCAAGCAGUAGACAUGGUCAAUGGACAGAGGAAACUCCACCUACACAAGACAAAGUGGUGCUUCCUUCAGGAAUGGCACCAUCAUCUCAACUCAACCCUGAAGAAAGGGAACCAGUUGAACACAAUAGGAUGGAUCCACAGGAAGUCUCCAAGACUCAUAACCUGCCAGGAGAAGAAUUUGAGCACAAUGACUCAAAGAACCAACACCUGGAAGAAGAUGAACAGAUCCAAGAAGUAGCCCAGGAUAUACAAACAGCAGGAGAUAAUGGGGUCCAACAUGAGACAAACAAGGCAAUAAGAACAUCAGAACAGAUCAGCAGUCCCACAAAGAGGAAGGGACAGGAUAAGGAAAUUCCCAGGGAGGGAGAUAAACUAGCCUGGGAGGAAAGUGGCACCAAAGCGAGAAGCCAGUUGGGAGAACAAGAGCAGAACAUGGGAACCCAGAGUUCUCCAGCAGAAGAAACAGCAGAGAGACCAUCUGAAGAUAAUAAAUUUGCAACAGAAAAGAAUGUUAAGGAAAAUUCUAAAACACAAAAACCAUCCCCACAAGCAGAAAAUGAGUCCAGUUCAGAUCAUGCUGACCUGCCAGAGGACGCUGCCGAGGGUAAACCAUCUCAGACACAGAAAUCAACUGAUCCUGAGGAUGAUGGUAGAACAUCUGAGACUCGAGAACUUGGAAAAGAUAUUGACAGGAAACGAUAUGAGUCAGAGAAAUCAACUGAGUCUACAAUUGAUGAUAGAGAAUCUGAGAUCCAAGAAGUAGGAAAAUGUGGUGCUGAUAGGACACUAUCAGAGACAAGGAAUUCAGCUGAGCCCAAUGAUGAUGGUAGAACACCUGAGACUCAAGAACCACAAGCACAAGAAAAAGAACAAGAACAAAAAGCCCAAGGUGAUAGCAGAAAUAUUUCAGAAACACAUGAUGUUAUAACUGAAAGGAAACUGGGGAGAAGCUCUGAGACCCAUGAACCAGCAGAGCAGAAAGAAAAUGAGAGAAAAACUCAGACAUCAGCCCUGGAAGUCCAGACACAGAACAGGAAAUAUCACGAACUCCAGGAACCAUCAAAAGAAAGGGAUGCUGCAAAAGAGUCUGAGACACAAGAUCUAAGCUCAGAAGGAACAGAUCAGGAAGGCACAGAAGAAGUACUUGUGGACAGCAAAAAUGUCCUUGUAUCAAAAAGAAAACCAGGAACAAGGGAAAGAAUACAGGAGUCAGCACCACUUGAGAGACAGUCUGGAGGGAAAAAUAGGAGGAUCUCCAAGACUCAAGACAAGCCAAUCAAGGAGGAUGACAGUCACCAGGGGGAAGAUCCUGUGCCACCAACCACACAGAAUAAUGAAAGGUCCUCUGAAACUCCCAACAGCCUGGCUCCAGAGGAACAUGACAGCAGCUCAGAGACAGGUGACCUACCUGCACGAGGGUAUUCCCAGAAUCAGGUAGACCUACAAAGAGUGACUAUGCAAGUAGGCUGCACUAAUGACCCAGAUGUACAGAAACAAGCAGCACCAGGUGAGAAAUACAGAGCUCAGGAUGCAGUGGUGCUGGCAGCCAGAGAAGAGGUUGAGCUGCUCAGAGAGAAACAGGAACAGUCUCCCAGAGAAGAGUACAAGAGUCAGGGCUCAGUUAUCGAAGGGCCAGACCCAGAUGUUGAGCUCAAUGGACACCCAGAGGCACAGCAGUCCACAGCAGGAAGUGAAAAUGGAAAAUCUGUGGAGACUACGAUCCCAGGAGCCCUGGAUGCAGACUACAAUGACCAACUUUCUGCAGUGCAAACACUGGCAAAGGAAGAUGGCAGGAAAAAAAUGAAGGUCCAAGGCCCAGGUAUCAAAGAAGAAGAAGGUAGAGCACCAGAGACCCAGGAGACUCCAUUGCAAAGACCGGAUGAGGACAAUUCAGCCUCCUUUGAGACACAUUCUGAGACAGAGAAAACUGCAACUCCACAGAAGGAGGAUGAAAGUCCCCAGGAGCAGGCAGAAGGUGAUGACCAACAACAUCCAACCAAGAAAGGGUGUUAUUCUUCAUUCCCCCAGUCCAACCUUGAAGAGGGGAUGCAGAGGGAUCAACAGCCCUGUUCUGUGAAGAAAGGUUCAGUCCAUCCCAGCCCAUUAUACAACUAUCUGCAGAAGAAGAAUCCACAGCAAACAGACAUAACUCAAGAGGAACAUGAUCAAGUUCAGCCAGCCUGGGCAUCUGGCCCAGAGGUCAGCUCCAACCAAUCAAGGGUGCCCCUCACCAGUGAGAUCUCCAACUAUCUUGCCAUUUUUGACCACAGCCACGCAUCACCUCAGAACACCAGGCAAGUUUUAUCUGAUGAGGCUCCUGCUGACCCACAGCAGAUGUCAACUCUCCAGGUCCAGCAAGACAAGCAGGGUCACCCUCAGAGAGAGGAACCAGGGCCACAAAAGGAAGUGAGCACCACAAAGCAAUGA
Molecule: messenger RNA, 2778 nt
Organism: Orycteropus afer afer
Lineage: Eukaryota; Metazoa; Chordata; Mammalia; Tubulidentata; Orycteropodidae
Source: RefSeq, a predicted model, not a curated record